Molecule: messenger RNA, 2191 nt
Organism: Rhinichthys klamathensis goyatoka
Lineage: Eukaryota; Metazoa; Chordata; Actinopteri; Cypriniformes; Leuciscidae
Gene: cyp26c1
Product: cytochrome P450 26B1
Exons: 8
Coding region: 518-2182 (554 amino acids)
Biological process (GO): sterol metabolic process
Molecular function (GO): heme binding; monooxygenase activity; iron ion binding
Source: RefSeq, a predicted model, not a curated record
CCACGACCUCUUCAACUAUCAGAGAGAAAAAAAACUGCUCACACGUCACUGGUGAAGGUGGAUCAUAACAUGUGCCAAUACCUAUAAAGCUCGAGCGCGCGAGAUGCACUGAAGUCACAUAGCUAACCCAAAGAGAGACAGAUUCUGGAAGUUUCACUGGAUAUCUUCGGAAUGAUUUUACACUAGUGCUGAGUUGGAGGAGUCUGAUUUGCAGUCAGAGUGGGUGAGAGCAGGGCUGUCCCAGGGGUUGCACCCCAAGAAAAGGUGGAUAAACGCGGAUGAAAGACAUGCCAGCGCAUGCAACUUGUAAAACUGUUUGGAAUAGUUGUCAGUUUCUUGUCCUCUGUGAAGCUGGAGCGACUGAAAGCAAAGAUAUCCAAUGAGCGCGUAAAGGGACCUUCUUGCGCGUCGCACAACUUUUGGAGGCGCUCCAUCAAGUAGAGAGCAUCAACAGCAGCACGGGCGCACGUGAAUUAUUUUCUUUCUUCUAACUUGUUGGCUUUGCUCAUCGCUGGAGAUGUUCGGGCACGAUAUUUGCCUCGUGUCCGCGUUGCUGGCGGCUGCCGGUGCCGUGUUACCGGUGCUGCUGUUGCUGGUGGCCUCACGGCUGCUGUGGGAGUUCAGGUGGAGCAUCACCCGGGAUCGGGCGUGUAAACUCCCACUUCCGCAGGGCUCCAUGGGCUGGCCGCUGGUCGGAGAAACUUUCCACUGGCUUUUCCAGGGAUCCAGCUUUCACAUCUCUAGACGAGAGAAACAUGGAAAUGUUUUCAAAACUCACCUUUUGGGAAAACCCCUCAUCCGAGUGACCGGUGCAGAAAACAUCCGAAAGAUUCUGCUGGGCGAACACACGCUGGUGUGCACGCAGUGGCCCCAGAGCACACGCAUCAUCCUGGGGCCCAACACUCUGGUAAACUCAGUUGGUGACCUGCACAAGAGGAAAAGAAAAAUCCUUGCAAAAGUGUUUAGCCGUGGGGCGCUGGAGGCCUAUCUGACACGACUUCAAGACGUGGUCAAGUCUGAAAUUGCAAAGUGGUGCACCGAGACCGGGUCUGUGGAUGUUUACGCCGCAGCCAAGUCACUCACCUUCCGCAUCGCUGUGCAAGUCCUGCUCGGUCUGCACCUGGAUGAGCAGCAAAUCGCUUCUCUCUCUAAAACCUUUGAACAGCUCAUGAACAACCUCUUUUCGCUUCCCAUUGACACCCCCAUAAGCGGCAUGCGCAAGGGAAUCAGGGCCCGUGAGAUUCUGCACUCUGCCAUGGAGAGGAUCAUAGAGGAAAAACUGAAAAAGCAGCAAGCCAGCGAUUACUGCGACGCUUUUGACUAUAUGCUGAGUAGUGCGAAGGAAAAUGACUACGACCUUACAAUGCAAGAACUUAAGGAAACGGCGGUAGAGUUAAUCUUCGCUGCCCACUCCACUACCGCCAGCGCAUCAACAUCCCUCAUCAUGCAGCUUCUGCGUCAUCCAGAUGUGAGCAGACGUGCAGGAGCAGAGUUAGAGAGCGAAGGCUUGAUCAGCGACGUGCACGGAUCCUGCCGCUCUCGUUGCCAUGGAAACAUCAUCAGUGAGGAAAGCGAUGCUGCCGAGAAGAGUACCAGCGAGUAUAGAUCGAAGACGAAUAGAAGUAUGUGUUUUGAAGCAGGAGACAAGGAAGAGGGGUGUCACUCUCGGACCCAUGUCCCUUACCUAAGUUUGGAGAAAUUGAGUCAACUUUCUUACCUGGAUUGUGUGGUCAAAGAGGUGCUUCGGUUCCUUCCACCAGUGUCUGGGGGAUACAGGACAGUUCUGCAAACAUUUGAACUGAACGGUUAUCAGAUCCCGAAGGGCUGGAGCGUCAUGUACAGCAUUCGUGACACGCACGAGACUGCAGAAGCGUAUCAGAACCCGGAGCUCUUCGACCCGGACCGAUUCUGUGCAGAUAGAGACCAUAGCAAAACCGAGCGCUUCAGUUACGUGCCUUUCGGAGGCGGUGUGAGGAGAUGCAUCGGACGGGAGCUUGCUUUGAUUGUGCUGAAAACUCUCGCAGUGGAGUUGCUCGCCACGGCAGACUGCACUCUGGCGACAGAAACGUAUCCAAGGAUGCAGACGGUGCCAAUCGUGCAUCCGGUCAACGGACUGCACGUGUUUUUUAACUACAGAACCCACGGGAUUGAGAGAAACCGGAGGGAGUCCACGCAUAUAUAGGCAAAAAAA